AUGUCUAAGUUGACACUGUCUGGGAAGCUCAAGCUAGCAGUGAGUGAGUUCAAGGGGCGCUUGCUGCUGUCUGGGAAGCUCAAGCUAACAGUGAGUGAGUUCAAGGGACGCUUCCUGCUGUCUGGGAAGCGCAAGCUAGCAGUGAGUGAGUUCAAGGGGCGGUUGCUGGUGUCGAUACGCGAGUACUAUGAAAAAGGCGGCAAGGAGAUGCCUUCCUCUAAAGGUAUCAGUCUUCCUCCUGACCAAUGGGACAAGCUGGUUAGGCACAUUGAUACUGUACAAGAGGCCAUUGACCACUUGUCAUAG
Closterium sp. NIES-65 is the source of this 306-nucleotide messenger RNA. Lineage: Eukaryota; Viridiplantae; Streptophyta; Zygnematophyceae; Desmidiales; Closteriaceae. The record is from the annotation of a GenBank genome assembly.